Thermothelomyces thermophilus ATCC 42464 is the source of this 487-nucleotide messenger RNA. RefSeq lists its product as uncharacterized. The coding region runs from base 263 to 451 and encodes 62 amino acids. Lineage: Eukaryota; Fungi; Ascomycota; Sordariomycetes; Sordariales; Chaetomiaceae. The transcript has a single exon. The record is from RefSeq and is a predicted model, not a curated record.
GGCAAGUCUGUAAUAACAUACAACAGGCAAUACGCUACCCGCCGACGAAUUUGGCAGGAAAUGGUGCAUUGUCCGUCGGGUCUCUCUCGCGAUGUUUUUUUUUUUUUUUUUUUUUUUUUUUUUUGCAGCAGGAGAACUCUUUGUUUGCUUUUGUGCGGAGGGAUUUGAAAGUUCAUGGGGGAACGGGACGUACGUCAACCUGCAGGGGAACGGGGACCUCGUCCCCUGCUUCCUGUUCGUGUACUUCAUGUUCGUCUGCGUCAUGCUCCUCUGCUCCCUUCUGCUAUGUUGGAUCCCGCGGCCGCUCCUCCUGUUGUUCCUGUUCUUGCUCCUGCGCAGCUGCUGCCUCCGGCGCUGGCGACAUCGUACGAAGAGCUUGGCUCCCCGUCGAGGCAAGUUCAGAGAACGCCACGCUCUGAUUCUUUCCUUGCCCGUCUUUUCUGCGUCUUAGCUAAUCGCUCCCCUCCCCUUUUCUCUCACCCUUUCU